Phytophthora infestans T30-4 is the source of this 951-nucleotide messenger RNA. RefSeq names its product ubiquitin carboxyl-terminal hydrolase, putative. The transcript is spliced from 2 exons. The record is from RefSeq and is a predicted model, not a curated record. Gene Ontology annotation, biological process: protein deubiquitination; ubiquitin-dependent protein catabolic process. Gene Ontology annotation, cellular component: cytoplasm. NCBI's taxonomy places the organism in Eukaryota, Oomycota, Peronosporomycetes, Peronosporales, Peronosporaceae. Gene Ontology annotation, molecular function: cysteine-type deubiquitinase activity. Bases 1 to 951 code for a protein of 316 amino acids.
AUGUCGUGGUGCACGAUCGAGUCUGACCCCGGUGUGUUCACCGCUCUCAUCGAGGACAUUGGUGUCAAAGGCGUGCAGGUUGAAGAGCUCUAUACGUUAGACGAGCAGCAAUUCUCCGAUCUGUCGCCCGUUUUCGGUCUCGUGUUCCUCUUCAAGUACGAGUCCAACCACGGGGAGGACGCAGAGCCCCCAGUCUUUGCCAGUGAAGGAGAUGGGGUCUUCUUCGCCAAGCAGGUGAUCAGCAACGCCUGUGCCACACAAGCGAUCUUGUCUAUCCUACUGAACGCACAGGACGUGGAGCUUGGCGAGACGCUGUUAGAGUUCAAGGCCUUCACGGGUGAUUUUCCGUCGGAUCUUAAAGGUUUGGCCAUCUCAAACAGCGACAAGAUCCGUCUGGCCCACAAUUCCUUUGCUCGAGCCGAGCCUUUCGUCGUGGAAGAGAGAAAAGCGACCGAGGACGACGACGUGUAUCACUUUGUGGCUUACGUGCCCGUGAACGGCAAAGUCUACGAGCUGGACGGACUACGAGAAGGGCCGAUCUGUCUUGGAGACGUGCCAGAUGCUGCGAACCGCGACUCGUGGCUGCAGGUGGCGUGUCCUGUGAUCCAGAAGAGGAUCGAGAAGUACUCGGCCACAGAGAUCCGCUUCAAUCUGCUGGCACUGGUGAAGAACCGAAUACAGACGUACGAAGAGCAGCUCCAAGCGGUCAUUGAAGGCGGGGGAAGCGAGCAACAGGCGGCGCAGAUCCAAGCAGAUCUUGCUGCAGAGCAGCAGAAGCGCGAAAAUUGGGCUCUGGAGAACAAGCGCCGCAAGCACAACUACAUCCCGUUCAUCAUGCAGCUGCUCAGGACGCUGGCCGAGAAGAAGCAAUUGGAGCCGCUUAUCAAGCAGCAGCUGGACGCCCGUAACGCGACGGAUGCCAACACAGCCAAACCCACGAACGCCCAGUAG